Pelagomonas calceolata is the source of this 1124-nucleotide messenger RNA. The record is from the annotation of a GenBank genome assembly. Lineage: Eukaryota; Pelagophyceae; Pelagomonadales; Pelagomonadaceae.
AUGCGUCUCGUCCUGCUUAUGAUAGGCGCGGUCGUUGCGCAAGGCCGGCCCGCAAAAUUCGACGAGGACGACCCUCAGUGGAAUGAAGACGCUGACGAGCAGUUCUGGCUCGAGAAGGCGCAUAAGGCGGCGUUGCACAUAGACGACAACUUUGCCGCCAGUUACGACGCCCGCGCUUCGGCGUUAUCGCAAGCUGCCUCCGACCGGCGGCGGUGGCGGCGGGCCGGGUCCCCGCCCGGGUGGGGGCGCAUCGACGGCAUCGUGAAGGUGCCGUUGACAUCAUCACCGGGGCCGGGGCCGGAUGCUACGCCUUCCGGCCCUUCCCCCGAGGGCGACGGUCGACCGCGACCUCAUCACCGGCGCCACGCCUCGCGGCAGGCGACGAGGCAAAAUUGGCCCUUUGGCGGCGCAGGCCAAGAAUUUGUACGCAGAGGUGAUGAAUUCCAUUGGGAGGCCCCUUUCCACUUGAGACGGAGGCGCGCGGCGGCCGCGGACGUCGUCGUCGCGUGCCUCGGCGACAGCAUAACGAAAGGCGCGGACGACUUAAAUUACCCGCUGCUCAUGCAGCGCGACGAGCUCGGCGACGCGUGGCGCGUCGCGAACUACGGCGUCUCCGGCGCGUCGCUGAAACGCGGCGAGACCGGUGUUGGGAAGCCGUACGUCGACGAAGCGGAGUAUGCGACUUUCGCGGACGACGGCGCGGACGUCGUGAUUAUUUUGCUAAGGGAUAAGCUAACAUGGGCCGGCCGGAGGCGGAUGUGUGGCGGCCAUUGGCGAUUUCCGUACUUGGGAACGGAUUAUCCGCGGCAAAACACCACGAGGAAGCGUUGACCGUGAAAGAGGCCGAGUUGUCUAUGCUGCGGCGCCUUGGCAGACCAGAAAGCAGCAUUCUCAUCGCACAGACCAAUCUUGCGAACACGUAUGGAGCGCUGGGACGGCUUGAAGAGGCCUACAGCAUGCUACGAGACGUAUACUUCGGACAUGCGAAGCUCAAUGGCGAGGAACAUGAGAAAGCCCUCGUGGCUGCCAACAACUGCGCGGCGUCGUUACAAUGUCUAUCGCGCUUCGAAGAAGCCAAGUCUUUGCUCCGAAGAACGAUGCCCGUGGCGCGACGUGUCCUCGGG